Messenger RNA from Syngnathus acus (greater pipefish), 1521 nucleotides. It is a transcript of the gene crebl2, whose product is annotated as cAMP responsive element binding protein-like 2. The record is from RefSeq and is a predicted model, not a curated record. Gene Ontology annotation, biological process: regulation of DNA-templated transcription. Lineage: Eukaryota; Metazoa; Chordata; Actinopteri; Syngnathiformes; Syngnathidae. Gene Ontology annotation, cellular component: nucleus. Gene Ontology annotation, molecular function: DNA-binding transcription factor activity. The transcript is spliced from 3 exons. The coding region runs from base 200 to 583 and encodes 127 amino acids.
CAGCGAGCGCUGUGGUUUCGGGGCGGGCUCUGCUUGUUGCCGUUGUUUUGGAUCAGGACAAUUGGUGCCGCCCUUGUCACUUUCGACGCCAACUGAGAGCCGACGUGCGAAAGGCCAAGCGGAGAGCCGCUCAAGCGGAAGGCCGGGGCCGGGCGAAGGCGAGCGAGUGAGCAGCCAAAAGCCUCGCAAACAAUCCGACAUGGAGGAAAAUAACAAGAUGCUGGCGGUGGGCAAAGCCAAGAAGCCCGGCAAGCGCGGUCGAAAGCCGGCCAAGAUCGACCUGAAGGCCAAACUGGAGCGAAGCCGUCAGAGCGCCAGGGAGUGCCGCGCCAGGAAGAAGCUGCGCUACCAGUACCUGGAGGAACUGGUCUCCAGCAAGGAGAGGGCCAUCUGCGCGCUCCGGGAGGAGCUGGACAUGUACAAGCAGUGGUGCUCGGCCAUGGACCGGGGAAAGAUCCCCUCGGAGAUCAAGGCUUUGCUGACGGCCGACGACCAGCAGCAGCAGCAGCACCGGGGGCCUGCCGUGGCGGGAGGCGCAACCACCAGAACGGCCAAGAGCGCCAAGAACCAAAACGUCUCAUGAGGGGUCACCGCCGGCCACCGCCCUGAUAUAAAGAAGAUUUUGUCCUGACUUUGGAACAUUUGCUGGACGCCACCGCCGGCAAGUCGCAGGACACGUCCACUCGUCAAGCAGGCUACUUGCAGCUGUUCUUCUUGAAAAUCAGCAAUAAUAAGAAUUAAAAAAAUCCAAUCAAGCCAACAAUUGUCAUCUGCUCAACUGAAAUUUAAAAUGGCCCAUAUUACAGCCAGGCAACAUCGCUUCUGAAAAGGACGCAAACACAAAAAGCAAUCGAGAAAGGCAAGAGUGUGGAAAAGCACUCGUACAUCGUCUGAUCGAGGAGAAACGCGCGGCACGCUUGUUCGUGUGGUCACAGACACCGGCGUGGCGUCUCCUUUGCUGCCUACAACGGUGCGAAGGCUCCAAUGUGUAACCUUUACCGCCAUCUAGUGGUGAAUUCAUACGUUACACCUGCUUCCAUCCAAAGCCCGUGCCGGCGGUGCCGGUGCCACACUCUUGGCAAUCCUACCACAAUGUCUUAGGCAUCGCGAGUGUAUUGCAUUGCAUUGGGUCAGUGAGCCAGCAAAUUUGUGAUGUCCCCUAUGUAGCAGAAAGACGGCGAGCGACGAGCGUACUGGACUUACCAUUAUACAUACACACACACAAAGCAAUGUACAUAGAGAACGACAUUUCACGCAGGAUUGAGACUAAAUGUGGGCUUUUCUUGUGAAAGAAGACGACAAUAUCGAAACGUUCUGCAAAAUCCCAGCUCCCUUGACUGUGGCGCCCGCCCGCCCGAGCGACAAGAAAAGUGGAAUGUGAAGAGUGAGAAGAAGCCGCCGCCGCCGCCGCCGCCGCCGCCGCCGCCGCCGCCUAGAUGCAUUUGGGUUUGUUUUCACGGAGAAGCCACAUGAACAUGGAAUUUGGAUCUUGAGAAAAGGCAGUCAAAACGUGAAAGAAAA